GAUCACCGGUGGCGAGCUCAAGAACGUGAACUUAAAGCUGCAGCAGACAGUGUCUUAUCUGAAGUAAGGAAAAAACAGGCAGACACAAAGAGAAUGGUAGACAUCCUGCGUGCUUUAGAAAAGCUUCGAAAACUGAGAAAAGAGGCAGCAGGAAGAAAAGGUGUUUGUCCUCCACCCUCAGCAGAUGAAGACUUUGAACAUCACAUAGAGAGGCUGAGGACACUGAUCAGAAAACGCACUGAACUGUAUGAAGCUGAAGAGAGAGCAUUAAGAGUUAUGUUAGAAGGAGAACAGGAAGAAGAGAGGAAAAGAGAAAUGGAAAAGAAACAAAAGAAAGAAAGGGAAAAGCUUCUACAGCAAAAACGUGACAUUGAUUCCAAGUUAUUCGGGGAUCCAGAUGAGUUUCCCCUUAAUCAUCUACUGCAACCCUUUAGACAAUAUUAUUUACAAGCUGAGCAAUCUGUUCCAGCCCUCAUCCAGAUAAGGCAUGAAUGGGAUCAGUACCUGGUACCAGCUGAUCAUCCUGAAGGAAGCUGCAUCCCUCCAGGAUGGGUUCUUCCGACUCUCCCUACCAGUGACACCUGGGCCACUGCUGUUAGAUAAUUUAAUAAGUCAGUCUGAAGUGGUAGGUCCCCAGGGAAAAAAUAAAUAUACUGUAAAUAUGUGCAUGUGUAUAUAUAUACAUGUAGAUUUUUUCCCUUGAAAUCUACAUCACCACUUCAUUUUUUUAAAUUGUAAAGCAUGUAGCAAGAUACUGGCGUUGGAAUUUCCUGUAGAAAAGCGAUAAGGGAAAAAUCUUUUCAACCUCCUGGAUCAACAGAUAACUAUCCAAGUGUAAAAGAUGGUGUAAGCCAUGUUUGUUACUAAUGUGGUGCUGUAGAGUUACAGUUCUGUUAUGGGCCUUUAUUUAACAAGUCUUUGGAUUUGAGGAAAUUUGUUUACAAUCUGAGUGCAUUGUAAGUGGGCUGAUACCUUUGCAGAGCCAUGUGUGUGCAAUCAAAAUGCUCACGUUGGACAUCUCUAGCAUGUAAGCUUUGAGUCAGCAGUCAUCUCUUUCUUCCCUCUUCUGGGUGUAGAGAUAGUGAAUGACUGUUGCCAAAAGAGGUGAAUUUCCAUAGAAAACUAAUGUUGAAACAAUUUCCUAUCCCAAAAGUAGUAUCAAAGUAGUGAAUCUCGAUCUAACAUUUGACCAUGAAGUUCAAGAUCUCUUUUUAAAACACAGAACAAGCAAAUGAAACAGCCAACACCACAUAAUUAUAUAAGUAUACACAUUUCUAAGAGUCACUGUGGUCAACCUAAGUUCUAAUCUUGACUGUACCACUGGCUUGUUUUUUAGCCUUGGCAGUCAAUAAACUCUUUUUGUCUAUUUGAAGCAAACUGCUAAACAGGAAUAAUUUCCUACCUCACAAGGAUUAAUGUUGUAUAGUGAGUUUAAAAUGCUAAAUAUUACUUAUAUUGAUACGUUGUUUAGCCGUUAUGCAUCAAACAUAGCUCACAAAUUUAAGAUUUUUCUAAAUAAAAAGUGCGAGCUCCACAGAUGGCCUCUCUUUCUUUCAGGCAGAUUAGUAGCCAGCUUUUGGGCAUUAUACAUGCAGUAAUAAAUGCAUGCAGCUUUAAAAAUCUAGCUCUUUGGUUGUCUCCUGUUCAAAAUCACAGUUAUUUUUCCUUAAUGAAGGGCUUAAAGUGUUGCUUUCAGUUUUGUUAUAAGAAUGAAAAGGUUUUUUCCCCUUGGGAUAGUCAUGUAUUGCACUGUGUCCAAGAGACACUUUGCUUAUAAAACCUGAAAUUUUGUAUGUGCUAGAUCUCCUAUAGACUAGACAUUAGAGCCUACUAUUCAUGUAAUACUUGUUCCAUUUAUAUUGUAUUUGGGUGUGGUGCUAAUAGAAGUAUCUUGGCAAUCCAUAAUUGUACCAUCAGCAAUGCUGUGAUUUUUUUUUUUUUUUUAAAAUACAGUAAAAGUAAUACAUAUAUAAAUUCAACUAUCUGGUCAAGACUACAUACAGUGGAGUUAGUGGGAAUUUUAAUUUAAGAAAAUGAACCACAAACACACUAUUGAAGUUCUUUAUUAAUAAACACCAUAAAGAGAAUUCAUAAAUUAUGCCACACCAUCUUUAAAUCAUUAUGUAAUUCCUAUGUGUUGCAACACAUUGAGGAUUAUAUUUUCAUUUAAAUGCAUUCACAAUCUCAUUAAAUCUAAAGUGAGUGGAGAAUUUCCUCCAUUGUACGGAAAACUGUUAAUGCUUGGAGGAGUUUGUAAUAUCUAGGCACGGAGGAAUGAGCUAAGAGUGGCCAUCAGUAUUUAUUCUGAAUAUCCUUGCUUUUAUGGGUUUGUGACACUUACAUUAAUUCUUUGGUAUAUUUAUACUAAUGUUUCUGUAACUAUCUUUUAAUUACAGUAUUGAAAUAUUGACUCAGUCUUGAAUGUAAAAGGACUAAAAGAGUAAAUCUCAUUUUCUCAGUUUGAUGUUUCUGCUGUUUUCCAUGUUAAAAUGUUUUUGCUGAUUUAAUUUUAUGAACAGGAAUCAAGGUUAUGAAGACAUCAGAACUUAAAAAAAUCACUAGUAAGCAAGACCUUUUUUCUCAUAUUUAGUAAUAUAUCAAGCAUAACUACCAGUCUCUUUCCAUACUUUGUUAGUAGACAUUAGCAAUUACAAGUUGAACAAAACCCUUAAAAUGCAAACUGGAGUUGAGAUUUUUUAAAUGCUUGGUGGAAGUAGCAGUUUUUGGCAUUUUGAUCUGAAGAGUGCUAAAAUGGGAAUAUCUCCCAAAUUGUUAUGCUCGAAAAGGUAGACUAGCCAUGUGACUGUAUAGCUUGAUCAAUAAGCCUGCUAGAAAAAAAAAGUAAUACAAGCUGAAGCCUAAUUUAUUGUAAUUGUUCUUGCUAGCUACUUUCUUUCUUUGUAAGUAGAUACCAUUUGUAAAAUAUAAUUUAGUCAAAAAUACAACUCUCAUUUUGUAAGUGCAUUUUAUACUUUAAAAAAAUAAAUAAAGGAAACUGUCAAAUG
Molecule: messenger RNA, 3005 nt
Organism: Chelonoidis abingdonii (Abingdon island giant tortoise)
Lineage: Eukaryota; Metazoa; Chordata; Testudines; Testudinidae
Source: RefSeq, a predicted model, not a curated record